AGCCCGUCAAUUACUAGUCACAUUACUAUGACUAUGACCAUUUUAUAUAUUUUCGUUUCUGGCCCUGAAUGUGAUCCUUUUAGCUCUGAAUAAUGUUGCCUGCAUAUAUUGUUCUAUCUCGAUACCUGGCCAAAGUCAUAAAAGCUAUGUUUGUUUAGGCGAAAAAGAUAACGAAGUUGUUAAUUAUUAUCGAUUUUCCCUGAACAAUAGUAUGGCACAGCCCACGGCCACGGGUGUAGCUCAUCCUGCUUCAGUUAUCGGCCCCAGUUAUUGCGCUCCUCAUCCUGUCGAUCUUGCAAUCAUCACAAAGACUCCGACUUUAACCGAUGGAAACUUUGAUGUCAUAGACAUCCAAGGCAACAUCGUUUUUAAAGUUAGAGCACCCUUUACCUGCUUCCAGCGUGCCCGGAGUGUCUUACUUGAUGCUGCUGGAAAUCACCUAGUAACUUUAAGACCCAAGUUAACCUCAAGCCAUGAUAGAUGGAAAGUUUUUAGGGGUGAUAGCACAAACUCUGGCGAUCUGCUCUUCAGCGCUAAGCGAUCUUCAAUGUUCCAAUGCAAGACCACAUUACACGUGUUCUUAGCAAAUAACACAAGAGAGGAUGUAUGUGACUUCAAGGUCAAGGCAACUUUUUCAGAACGAUCUUGUGUCAUUUAUGCUGGAGACUCUUCUACAGAAGUCGCCCAAAUGCAUAAGAAGCAGUCCUUGAAAAGCGUCUUCCUUGGAAAGGACCAUUUCAUGGUGACAGUGAAUCCCAACAUUGAUUACGCAUUCAUAGUUGCGCUUAUUGUGAUUCUUUACGACAUCAACAGACCGGUUUGAUACAAUCUGGAAUUGGUACCAGAAGGAUAAGAGCAGGUUAAUUGGUUUACUUUUCUGCAAUCCUAGAUGUGAUUUGAAGAACCCUCCUUGGGUUGAUGUAUGAUCGUUGUUAAUUUUCAGCGUGAUGUUUUGUGGUCCAGCUGAGCAUUUAUAUAUUUUCCUUCUAAUUAAAUAGACAAGAAAUAUGUUUGUGUAAAUAGGGGUGUAUAUCAAACCUGAUGUAUAUAUAGUAGGACGACAAACACCUAUUUUGUGGUGCAAACAAUGAAAGUAUAAAAUGAAUGAUUUUUCCUACAA
Alnus glutinosa is the source of this 1120-nucleotide messenger RNA. Its product is annotated as protein LURP-one-related 15-like. The transcript is spliced from 3 exons. Lineage: Eukaryota; Viridiplantae; Streptophyta; Magnoliopsida; Fagales; Betulaceae. The coding region runs from base 212 to 823 and encodes 203 amino acids. The record is from RefSeq and is a predicted model, not a curated record.